GACAAGAAAAUUUGCAGAAAACAGGACCAAAAGUUGUCUAUCCGAAACCAGCAGUUGUCUGUGUCUUUGUGUUUCGAGGAUUAUUCAAAGAAGUGUAAGAAAUGGAAACAAAAUCAGUAAUAGCAGCAACUACAUGUUAUGCUAACGUUAUUGGGUCAUAUAAACCCAAGCGUUUUGCUGCUUUUUCCAUCAAAAGAGACCCAAAAAAGAGAGCUUUGGCUCAAAAGAUGAUACGGCAGUGGAAGAGGGAUCAGGGUGUUUUUGGAAAGGAAACUUGUGCCGAUUGUGCAUCAUUAAUACAGACAUUGUGUAUGCAUAGAAGGCCUCAUCUAGCUGAGGAGCUUUUACUAGAGUUGAAAUGUGAAGGGUUUUUACCAGACAACUGUACCCUUUCAGCUAUGAUGCUUUGUUAUGCUGAUUGUGGGCUUUUACCUCAAGCUCAGGCGAUAUGGGAGGAAAUGUUGUAUAGUACUUUUGUGCCUAGUGUUCAAUUAAUUUCGGAUUUAAUUGACAUUUAUACAAAGAGGGGACUUUUUGAUGAAGUAAUCAAAAUUCUUGAUCAGUUGAGUUCCUUGAGAACUUUUGACUUUUUACCUCAGGUUUACUCCCUGGCUAUCUCUUGCUUUGGAAAGGGUGGUCAACUUGAGUUGAUGGAGGAUACGUUGAAGAAGAUGGUCUCGAAAGGUUUCUGGGUAGACUCUGCCACUGGCAAUGCUUUUGUUGUUUAUUAUAGUAUUCACGGUUCUUUGGUAGAGAUGGAAGCUGCUUAUGAUCGCCUUAAAAGGUCUAGACUCCUCAUAGAGAGAGAAGGAAUCAGAGCAAUGUCAUUUGCGUAUAUAAAGGAAAGAAAAUUUUACAGGCUAAGUGAGUUCUUAAGGGGUGUAGGUCUUGGUAGGAAAAAUCUGGGAAACCUCAUUUGGAACCUUCUUCUUCUAUCUUAUUCUGCUAAUUUUAAGAUGAAAACUUUGCAGAGGGAAUUUCUGAAGAUGUUGGAAGCAGGAUUUCAUCCUGAUCUUACUACAUUUAAUAUACGAGCUUUGGCUUUUUCAAGAAUGUCUUUGUUGUGGGAUCUCCAUCUUGGCCUUGAACAUAUGAAACAUGAUAAGAUUGCUCCUGAUCUUGUGACUUAUGGUUGUAUUGUUGAUGCAUACGUGGAUAGAAGAUUGGUUAGAAACUUGGAAUUUGCUCUCAGCAAGAUGCAUGUGGAUAAUUCUCCAGUGUUAUCAACAGAUCCUUUUGUGUUUGAAGUUUUUGGGAAAGGGGAUUUCCAUUCAAGCUCAGAGGCAUUUAUGGAAUUUAAGAGGCAGAGGAAGUGGACUUACAGAGAGCUCAUUAAAAUAUAUCUCAGGAAACAACACAGAAGUAAACAUCUCUUUUGGAACUACUGACAAUUGGCCAUAUGUUACUGUGUAGAAUCUCGGUUGGUUUGACUGAAAAUUGAAGUAUGCUCAUGUAGGAUUCUUUUAGGUUCCUAGAGUUUGUGGUCAUUAUGCAACCUGGAGCUAUUAUUUUGUAUUUGUUGGAAAAGAUGAUGAUUUUUGCUUCACAUGUCUAUUCUGCUUAAUAGCAAUUCCAUGUCUGAUGAUUAGACUAAUUGUCCAAAAGAUGUCCCCUGUCAUCUUAAAUCCACGAAUAUUUAUCAAAUCUUGCUGAUCUAAGCAUGGUUACCCUGCAGAGGCUGAAGAUGAUAGUGGACAUGGUUGAGAUAUAUGUUGUCAGUUUCAAUUGUAAAUACUGGAGAAAUCUGAAUGAGUGCUGUUGGAUUCAUUGUACCCGGUCGAACACUCAACUACAUACCAAUAUCAGCUUUAAAACAAUUUUAAUGUUCCAAUAGCUACGAAAGAAUGUAAAUCAAGCUUCAGAAGCAACGGAAUGGAAGGAACAACUCUUUGGCUUGGCUGUCAAUUUGUUUGCUAUAUGUUCUUGCAACCUCAUCAUUGACUUUGUUGAUGGAGACUUAGUUUCCACCUGCAACCGAAGGGACAAUUGUUAUGGUGAUCAGUACGAUGCUUAUAAGUCACAUGUCAAAUAUUUACAACCAAAUCAAUAUCAAAUAAGAAUUGAAAAGAUUUUUGAUACCAGAACUGCUAGCUUAAACUGUAA
Messenger RNA from Populus euphratica (Euphrates poplar), 2103 nucleotides. RefSeq names its product Pentatricopeptide repeat (PPR) superfamily protein. The coding region runs from base 102 to 1388 and encodes 428 amino acids. The record is from RefSeq and is a predicted model, not a curated record. NCBI's taxonomy places the organism in Eukaryota, Viridiplantae, Streptophyta, Magnoliopsida, Malpighiales, Salicaceae. Gene Ontology annotation, molecular function: protein binding. The transcript has 3 exons.